Messenger RNA from Serinus canaria (Common canary), 2606 nucleotides. It is a transcript of the gene SMG9, whose product is annotated as SMG9 nonsense mediated mRNA decay factor. NCBI's taxonomy places the organism in Eukaryota, Metazoa, Chordata, Aves, Passeriformes, Fringillidae. The transcript has 10 exons. Gene Ontology annotation, biological process: nuclear-transcribed mRNA catabolic process, nonsense-mediated decay. The coding region runs from base 1626 to 2567 and encodes 313 amino acids. The record is from RefSeq and is a predicted model, not a curated record.
UGAUUGACAGCGGUUCUGUGGGGAGUAGGGCGGGGUUUGGGGUUGAUUGACAGUGUGGUGGAUAGGGGCGGGAUUUGGAAUUGAUUGACAGUGAUUCUGUAGGGAGUAGGGCGGGGGUUGGGGUUGAUUGACAGUGUGGGGGAGAGGGGCGGGGUUUGGAAUUGAUUGACAGCGGUUGUGUAGGGAGUUGAGCGGGGCUUGGGGUUGAUGGACAGUGGUUGUGUGGAGAGUUGGGCGGGGCUUGGAGUUGAUUGACAGCACUUGAGUGAGGAGUGGGGCGGGGUUUGAGAUUGAUUGACAGCGGUUAUGUGGAUAAUGGGGCGGGGUUUGGGAUUGAUUGACAGCGGUUGCAUGGAGAUGGGAGUGGUGGUGGGGCGGGGCUUGUGGUAGGAGGAGCAAAUGGGAGAGAGGGCGUGGCUUGUGGAUGAUUGACAGCAGCUGCAUGGGGCGUGGCUGAUUGAAGGGGUGUGGCUUUGAUGGGUGUGGCACAUGCUGGGCGUGGCCUAGAGCCCUAUAGUGACCUAUGAGAGGCCUGGCAGGGGGUGGGGCAAUACCUUAGUGGGCGUGGCUGUCUGUGAGCAUGGUGGGUGUGGCCUCGCUAACCCUGCCCCGCCCACAGGAGCUGGGGGAGGAGCCAUCCGGACCCCUGCAGAAGACGCCAAUCAUCCUGGCCAAGCCCCCGGCCGAGCGGCAGCAGCCGCCUCCUGCCGCCCCCAAGGCGGGGCCAGCGCAAGCCCCGCCCCCUCCCGCGCCAGCCCCGCCCAUCGUGCUGAUGAAAGCGCGGGGGGAGGAGGGGCGUGGAGGGGGCGGGGCUUCGGCGACAGCAGGGGAAGGGCCACAGCAGGCUCCGCCCACCGAGAGGGAGGGGCCACGCCCCACCCAGCCUGUCUAUCAACUGCACAGCCGGGGAUUGGCCCCGCCCGCGCGCUGGACCGUGAGUGGGCGGGGCUUAAAGGGGCGUGGUUCGAGGUUGGGUGUGGGAGGAGCUAAAAUGGGUGGGGUUUGUUGAGUGGGCGGGGCUAAAUUGAGGGGGUUGGGUGAGGAAGGGGUGGGGCUUGAGGGGGCGUGGUCAACUGGGGGUGAUUAUGGGUGGGUGUGGUCAUAGUGGGCGGGGCUAAAUGGGAAGGUUUGAGGGGAUUGGAUGAAGAAGAUGGGCGUGGUUUGGACUGGGCGUGGUCUAGGAGUGCCCACAUAUUGUGGGCGGAGCUAAAAGAUGGGGCUCAAGGAGAUUGGACAUUAAAAAUGGGCGUGGCUUUGUGUGGGGGCAGGACCAUGGUUGGGUGUGGCCAUUCUGGGUGUGGUCGCAGUGUGUGGGCGGAGCUAAAGCAUACGGCUCAAAGCGAUUGGGUGCAGAAAAGGGGUGUGGUUUGCCGUGUGGGCGUGGCCAUUAUGGGUGCGGCCAUUGUGGGCGUGACCCCACCUUGUGGGCGUGACCAAAUUCGCCCUCUUAAGGCGAUGAGGCGCUAAAAUGGGCGGAGUUUUAUGGGGUGGGCGUGGCCACAGCCCUAAUUAGGAAAUAGAGGAGGAGUUGUGGAGGAUGUGGGCGUGUCCUAAGAGUGGGCGUGUCCCUCCUGGCCCCUCCCCCAGCCGCCCAGGCCCAGGCCCGGCUGGCGGCGCCCGAGAAGAUGAAAACCAGCAUCAAACUGGUGGACGAGCAGAUGAACUGGUGCGACAGCGCCCUCGAGUUCCUGCUGGAGCAGACGGACGUGCUGGUGGUGGGAGCGCUGGGGCUGCAGGGCACCGGGAAAUCCACGGUGAUGUCACUGCUGGCCGGGAACCAGCCCGAGGAGGAUCCGCGCUCCUUCGUGUUCCGGCCGCAGCCGCCGGAGCUGCGCGAGAGGGGCGGGGCCCAGACCGGGGGCAUCGACCUGUUCGUCACCCAGGAGCGCGUGCUCUUCCUCGACACCCAGCCCAUCCUAAGCCCCGCCCACCUGGAUCACCUGAUCAACAACGACCGGAAGCUCCCACCUGAGUUCGCCCUCCCCCACGCCUACGUGGAGACCCAGAUCGCCGCCUUCCUGUUCACGGUGUGUCACGUGGUGCUGCUGGUGCAGGAUUGGUUCACCGACCUGGGGCUCUACAGGUUCCUGCAGACGGCCGAGAUGGUGAAGCCGCCGACGCCGUCGCCGAGCCACGACUCGAGCGGGGCCGGGCCCGAGGAGCCCUCGGAGUAUUACCCACACCUGGUGUUCGUGCAGACCCGCGCCCCCCCCGAGAGUUUCUCCCCGCGCCGCCUGGGGCAGAUGCAGCGCGUGCUCGGCCGCCUGAUGGCGCACUCGCGCCUCAAGUACCGCGGCUCGCUGUCCAUGCGGGAGCUGCUCCCCUCCCCCCCCGGCGCCCCCCCAGCCCCCCCCGAGCCCGAGGUCAAUCUGUUCCUGCUGCCCCCCCUGGAGGAGGAGCCCGAGGACGCCCUGCCCCGAGGUGGGGGAGGGGCGCUGUUCCCUGCCCUGCCCCCAUUCCGGGGUCGGGGGGGGCUCGGGGGGCUCCUGGCCCGGCUCAGGGGGAGGGUCCUGGCGGCCGCUCGCUCCCAGUUAUCGCACAGCCUGCUGACCGAGAGGAACUGGUGAGACUGGGAGGGACUGGGAGGGACUGGGAAUGGACUGGGA